GGGUGUUCGCCGACGGCUACUCGCGCGUGGGCUGCGAGGUGGACGCGGCGCCGCAGUCCGAGCGGGUGUAUUUCAAGGACCACGCCUGCGGGAACGUCUCCUCCUGCCGCCUCCUGAAGCUGCCCAUGCAGCCACGCCUGUGCUUCGACUUCUGCCGCACCCAGGAGACCGCCCACUUCUUCGGGCUCGUGCACGGCCGCGACUGCUACUGCGGCACGUAUUUCCAUGCGCACUCCACAGGCACCCUCGGGCACGACGCGAGGCGGAGGAAUGGGAGGGCGACGCCGAGGAGAUGUGCGGCGGCAAGGUCAAGAGCAGCCUCUUCGAGAUGCACUCGUGCGGCGACAGCAAGGAUGAGGCCGACAUCGCCCUCGAGGCCGGCGAGGGCGCCGCGGCGGAGGGCGCGGCCGCGCUGGCGCUGGCCAACCAGACCGUCGCCGGCCUCCGCGGCCUCGCCAGUGCGUGGCAGCUGCAGGUCUGCUCCGUGGAGCCGGAGGGGCAGCGCGUCUGCGGCCUCACGGGCGCGCUGGGGGCGGCGGCGGGCGGGCUGGCGGAGGUCGCCGCCAGCGCCGGCCACGCUAGCAGCCUGCUGGCCGGCCAGGUGGCCACGCUCGCUGAGAGGAAGUCGCUGCUGGACGCCGAGAACGUCACGGCCCUGAGCCAGCUGGAGCUGCUGAGCGAGGAGGUGCUCACCAGCGCUGGCAAGGUCAGAGGCGAGGUGGCGGUCGCCAACGGCACCAUCAACGCGCUCGCGGGCCCGAUGCGGGACGGCACCAGGCCGCCCGAGACCCGGGCCACGGCCGUCUCGAAGACGAGCACGCUGCAUGCGGGGCCCCGCGCCGAUCCAAGAGCUCCGCGCGGAGCUCGGACAGUUUCGGCUCCUGUGGUUUUCGUUGCUCCCCUCAGGCCGCUCGAGACCUGGGCCACGAACUUCGCCAGCAUGAGCCCGCAGGACAACUGGAGCGCCGUCUGCGCCCUGGCCGCGCUGCCCGGCAGGGCCUUCGCGGCCAUGGCCGAGGGCCAGCAGCCCCGGUGUGCCGCGCGCUGCAUGGACCUGGGCGUGUCGGGAGGGUGCGUGGCCUUCAACUACCAGGAGAAGGACGGCUUGUCUGCCUGCCAGUUGCUCAGCGGAAUGGGGGUGGUCGAGCCGAAGGAUUCCCUGCUGGCGAAGGUGCCAAUCUUCGAGGUCUCCGACACGAAGCGGGGGCAGCUGGGCAUUCAGAGCAUGGGCUGCUACGCGAGCCGCGCCUUCCUGGCGGGGCACCCGCGGGGCCCGCUCACGUACACGGUGAUCCGCAGCGUCACCGCUUCGGCCGGGCGCUGUUCCUGGUGGCCCGCCCUCGAGUACGGCAGCGCCAUGUCGCUACCUCCGGGGUGGCAGCAGCACACCGACCCAGGAAGUGGGAGGACUUUCUUCCACAAUGCCACCACUGGUGAGAUGUCGUGGACAGCACCGGACGCGGCAGCGGCCGCUGCUGCCGCGGCCAGCGGUGCGGCCGCUGGUGCAGCUGCCAGCGCUGCCGCUGGCGCGGCUCCUGGUGCGGAGCAGCAGUUGCAGGCGCAGCAGGCGCAGGCGCAGGCGCAGGCGCAGCAGCAGCUUCCGCCGCAGGCGCAGCAGCAGCUCAUGCAGCUGCAGCAGCAGCUGCAGCAGCAAUUGCUGCUGCUCCAGCAGCAGCUGAUGCAGCAGCACCAGGCUGGCCAGAUCUCGCAGGAGCAGCUGCAGCAGCUGCUCCAGCAGCAGCAGCAGGCCGCCGCGCUGCAGCUGCAGAGGCAGGCCGCCGCGCUGCAGCAGCAGGCAGCCGCCGCUGGCGCGCAACAAGCGCAGUCCGGGCUGACGCCGCAGCAGCAGCAGCUGCUGCUCCAGCAGCAGCUCCUGCAGCAGCAGCAGCAGCAGCAGCAGCAGCAGCAGCCGCCACAGCAGCCGCAGCAGCAGCCGCAGCAGCCGCAGCAGCAGCAGCAGCUGCCUCCGCAGCAGGCGCAGCAGCCCGCGCCGGGCCUGAGCCAGCAGCCGGCGUGGAUUCAGCAGGUCCUGCAGCAGGCGGCCACGGAUUUUUGGGCGGCCACCGUGGAUCCCCUGCGCGGGGCGGCCUUCCAAGGGGGCGGGACGGAGGGCUUCCCAGGAGGGGCCGCCCCGUGGAAGGCCGCACGGCCCGCGCUGUUCUGA
Molecule: messenger RNA, 2164 nt
Organism: Prorocentrum cordatum
Lineage: Eukaryota; Dinophyceae; Prorocentrales; Prorocentraceae
Source: the annotation of a GenBank genome assembly